Cataglyphis hispanica is the source of this 4697-nucleotide messenger RNA. RefSeq names its product mucin-19-like. The transcript is spliced from 5 exons. The record is from RefSeq and is a predicted model, not a curated record. The coding region runs from base 127 to 4176 and encodes 1349 amino acids. NCBI's taxonomy places the organism in Eukaryota, Metazoa, Arthropoda, Insecta, Hymenoptera, Formicidae.
GACUAGAAAAAACGUAGAGGAAGAAGUGAGAAGAGUCAGUGGGAGUCAUGAUCUAGCAGGGUUGGAUCAUCAUUGAGACAGUGGUCUGCGUCAGUCGUGAAGAAGAUCUCGCAGAAGAUUCAAACUAUGCAGCCGUAUCACAUUAUCCUAAUCUUCCUCGCGAGUAUAGUACUCGCGAGAUAUCAUGAAAAGACGCGUUUUGAUCGUUCCGUUCAUAACACGGACGUGAGGGAUAUAGAAAAACAGUGGUCUUUUACUGACAACAUAACGCAAUUCAUUGCAUACAAGAGCAGAAAGGAGAACGAUUGCUAUCUUGAGAAUAUAAAGCAAGAUCAAAAUCUAUCACAUAAGAAACGGCAACCAAAGAUACUUUAUGCAUCAAUAGCUCUCACAAAAUUGGAGGCAUGGCAACUUGCUGGAGGUCGAAUUGUUGAUUUCUGUAAUGGACAAAGGAUCAUCUUGCUGCAGACAAAUAAACCUAUACCUGGGCAAACUCUCGAUCCUUUUCUAAAUGAAAUCCCUGUAGAUGAAAAUGAUAUUUUUCCAAGACGAAUAAUUGAUGUGAUUUUAACACCACUGAAAGCUCGAAUCAAGAGACAAAUUCAAUUCGAACAACGAGAAAUGUUGAACGAAAAUUCCAACAAAAUUCGCCUGAUUCGUCAACAGACGAACCAGUUUCGAGGAAAAUUUCGCGGACAAACGCAAUCUCAAUAUUUGAAUCUCGGUAACCAUGAACAGAAGGAAGGCAAGGCGGAAGCUGAAGCUACUCAGCUAUCUUCACGCGCAGUAGUUAGUGGUAAUCGUGGUAUGGGUCAAGCACAAAGCAUGUCGUCAAGUGGUCCAGGUUGUGAAGAUUGUCCUGGAUAUUUCGGUAUAAAGAAAAGUCCGGAUAGGACAUUGCUCACGGGUACUGAUAGAUAUGUACAAGGCUCAGCUAUUACCGGUACACCUGUUAUAACACGUCCUGGAACAGAAGUACCUGCAGGCGUACUUUAUCCUGGUGACGUUACUCCUGGUAGACAGAUAACAUAUCCUGGCGGAGUGAUUCCUGGAAGAGUUGAUACUUAUUCAGGUGUUCCUGGAGUUAGUCCAGGAAUUUAUCCGGGAGGUAUUCAACCUGGAACCGUGACGCCGGAAACUGAUAAAAUAUAUCCUGGAGGUGUUCGUCCAGGUACUGUGACUCCAGGGACUGAUCAUGGAAUAUAUCUUGCCGGUGUUCGACCUGGAACUAUAAUGCCAGGGAGUGAUACAAGAUACGCUGGAGGUGUUCGGCCUGGCACUAUGGCUCCAGGGGUUGGUAUAACAUAUCCUGGGACUGUUCAGUCUGGCACUAUGGCUUCAGGAAUUGGUGCGGCAUAUUCUGGAGAUAUUCGGCCUGGCAUUAUAAUUUCAGGAGUUGGUACAACAUAUCCUGGAACUGUUCAGCCUGGCACUAUGAUUCCAGGAGUUAGUGCAACAUACCCUGGAAGUAUUCGACCUGGCACUGUGAUUCCAGGAAUUGGUGUAACAUAUCCUGGAGUUGUUCAACCUGGAAGAGUUGUACCGGGAAUAACAACAGAAGUUGGAACAGGUAUUGAAACAUAUCCAGGCGGAAUAUAUCAACCUGGAGUCCAUGCAGGACAAGGUACUCAUCCUUCUGAUGGGGUAGUAACUACCUCAAUAACAACGGGUGCUACUGCUGUUACCGGCGUUAAUACGUAUCCGAGUGGUAUAACACCUGGAAAAGGCUUAUCAGUAACAUAUCCGGGAGUUUCUGAAACAAGAAUUUAUCCCGGAGCUGGAAUCUAUCCUGACUAUGCUCGAUCUAAAACUGUCUCAGGAACAAGAGCCGACACAUAUCCCGAUGGCGUUGCACCAGGAAGAACAGAUCAAGGAAUUUAUCCCAGUGAUAGACAACAGACUGGCACGUCUUAUAUCGGUGGCCUUCCAUCAACUCUGCCAGGACAAAUGGACACGACUACAGGUUCAGUAGGUGCUGAUACACAAAUAAUAACUUAUCCAAGUGGUCAAAUAACAGAAGGACAAGCAAUUUAUCCAAGUGAUACUAUUCAAUCUAGUAGAAUUCCUGAAGGAAUAAGUGGUGCUCCAGGGACUAAAGUUAUGUAUCCGAUUGGUACAUAUCCCGGAAGUGCUACUAUACCAGUUACAUAUCCCGGAAGUGGCACAUAUCCUGCAAGUAGUAUGGAACAAGUUACUUCUCCCGGUGUUAUUUUAUAUCCCGAUCAAGCAAUCUAUCCUGGUGGAGUUGACCAAGUAUCACCAUACCCAAGCGGACAACGUCCAGGCGCAAGCACUGACAUUUUUAGAAGACCAGAUAAACCAGAAGGUUUUCAAUAUCCUACAGUUACAAUCGAUGGUCAAAGAACAACUGGGGAAACAAGAAUAGAUAUCACUGGCCAAUAUCAUGGUUCAUAUCCUGGCGAAAUCAACGGUCAAAAAAUAGGAAUUGGUCAAUAUCCAGGAAAAUCUUUCACAGAAAUGGGUGAAACGGCAGGAACCGGAGAAAUAUCGCAAGGUGGAGACCCAGGUAGACCAAUGGGUGUAAUGGACAACGGUGCCGAAUCGCAGGCGUCAAGCUCCGUACAGCAGAUAGAGUCAGGUACUCAAGCGAGCGCAUCGGCUCAAGGUAAAUAUGGCUCGGGUACGGCUCAAUCACAGGUAACGGGCACUUACAGCGGCUCAGGUACCUUCUCUGCCCAGGCCGGUACCAGCGAUGCCAAUAAAAGCGCUCAGACUGAGAUUAGUGGCGGCAAAGAAGGAGCUACCAGUAUUGCGCAAGGCAUAGCUGAUCACGGUAAGAGUCAGACGCAAGUUCAUCUGGAUUCCGAUUCCGGAGCUACUUCGACAGGCGCCCAGAGCAGUGGGUGGAAUCAUGGUACUAAUUCUCAGGUACAAGCAAGCUCCAGAGGCGGAAUGGCGGACGCUCAGGCUAACGGCGAAGGUAGCACCUCUAGUCAAGCGCAAAUCGGCUUCCAGCCAUACUUAAAGGACGAACAUGAGAAGGUGGAGGAAAACGUAACACCGUUCCGCGGUAGCGGAACGGCAUCGGCUCAAAGCGGCAUUCAUCAAGGUCAAUCCCAAUCGCAGUUGCACGGCUCCUUCCAAUAUGGAAUCACCUACACCGGUGCAGCUCAAGCUGGUUCUGGAUCCGGCGUCGCAUUAUCACGGAAACCCUUCAAUUUUAACAUCACCGAUACUGUUGUUUCUAAGCCCUUCAAAUCGGAUCCUCUUUUAAAGAAACUGGCGAACAUCGAUAGUGCGAAAUUGAGUCCACCAACAAGUCAAAAUUACGAAAAUAAGCAAGACGAUCGCGAAAAAGGCUUGCAGAGUAGAUUGACCUCAAAACAGACUGUUAUUGUGAAUUCCAAGAACAAUCCAUCUAAUAAUAAAAAAGUGAGAACUGCUGAGAAAUUACAAACGAAUGAUUCGAUAUAUGACGAAUAUGACGAAUAUGCGGAUGAAGAAGAUUAUUCCAUGGAUUCAAGGUUGACAAUUCAGGAGAAGUUUUCGGAAAUAUUGCCAAAUCCAGAUCAUCAAAAACUCAGUAAAACUACUCAACAACAAAAUCACAGUCAAAAACAAACAAUACAGAUCGCCAAGGGAAAUCAGUACGGUAUUCAAGUCAACCAAGAUUUGAACGUACCGCAAACGGGCGAUACCUUGCAACCAGGAGAAUCUGUGCCAGGAUAUACUAUUCCGGUUGGCUUUCGUGGUAGAGUAAUAUCGACGUCUGGUACUAAGACUAUCGCUCAAGGUGAUGGCGAGUCUCAAUCGCAAACUGUAUCCUUGAUACCAAAAGAUUUGAAUAACACCAAGUCGCCCGUCACGAAAACUAGGUCACUUCAAACCAAUCACGAACGUUAUGCCAGUCGGCACAUAUCGAAUAGUAAGAUCCAAAAUUCUUUUGUUAAUCAAAAUGUAUCUUCUGAUAAGCACACGAGACCUACUUCCGCAGUGGCUAUGAAACCGAGCUACUAUACUGUAACUAAUAGUUUUGCUGGUAAGAUAAAUGGAAGCAAUGAGCCGAAAAAAUACGAACAUCGAUAUUAUACCAAGAGUUCCACUUGCGGAUAUUUCACGUUCUCUUGCAAUGUCGUGUAUGGUUCCAAUGGCAGAACAAAAAUUUGUAAGCCAAAACUGCCGACAUAUCCCGAUGGCACGCCUAUGAAAUGUUGAAUAACCAAAACUUAUUCGUCGUGAGAUGUAACAAUAAUUAUUUUCUAUAAUUGCUGAUUCUAUAAAGCAUCAUGCGUUCAAUCAUUUUUCGCUUCACCUAUAACAUAAAAAUAAAAUUCAAGUAAGUAGUUUACUUGAAGUAAAUUACAUUAUAUUUGAUUAAUUAUUAAUUACUUACACGUGCACCAUAUUUCGCAUUGUAACUGCAAUUCAUCCUAUCAUAAAUUUAAAUUGUAUAUUUUGCACUCUUCAGCAGCUUUCAGCAAGUAAAAUAAAUGUAAAAAUAAAACAUAUAUCACAGAAAACUCUCAAUCUCAUGCAUCAAUAAAGACUAUAACUUUUUCGAAAAAUUUAUAAGAUUGAAAGUUAUAUUUGUUAGAUAUACUUUAACAUUAUAGUUUCUUUAUUGAGAUAUUCUAAAUUAUUGAUUAUAUAGCAUAAUAAACAUGUUAUACUACAUUAACUGCAACUAUUUAUUAAGUUCUUUUUUUCAAUAAAAUACAUUUUAAAUAGGACAAAAA